UAGUCAUGUUUGACUAGAAACGCCUUUAUGGUUUGCAAAUGUCCUUUUCUAGUCAUGUUUGACUAGAAACGCCUUUAUGGUUUGCAAAUGUCCUUUUCUAGUCAUGUUUGACUAGAAACGCCUUUAUGGUUUGCAAAUGUCCUUUUCUAGUCAUGUUUGACUAGAAACGCCUUUAUGGUUUGCAAAUUUCCUUUUCUAGUCAUGUUUGGAAACUGCUUAUUAACUGCUUUUCAGCUAUCAGGAACCUUUGGAACAACAAGAUUACAGCACUGGAGAGAUUGAGUCAUCUAACAUUGAGCAAUCCUAUAGAAAUCAGCAGCAGAUCCUGUUAUCUCUUCCUCCUCAUUACAUCAUGAGCAUCGUAUGGCAUUAGGUGUUUGCAAAACCUGGAGCUGGAACUGCGAGGGAGACAAGAGGUUUAUAAAAGCGCAACUAGAGGAGAUGAGGACCAGAACUACUUUGCUUGGGUUGUUCUAGACUCAGGCUAGCUGGCAAGGAAAUAUGGAAGCACUGAAUCCACAUAGUGUCCUGGUGACUGGGUCUAAUCGAGGCAUUGGCUUGGAGCUGGUCAAACAGCUGGCGAGGAAAAGCAACCCACCAGAAUGGAUCUUUGCAACCUGCCGGGAUCCAGAGGGACCACAUGCUCAGGAUUUGAAGAAUUUGGCUGCUAAAUACAAGGAAAUUGUGAUCAUCCCACUGAAUAUUACUGAUCCAUCCAGUAUCAGGUCUGCUGUAACAAUGGUUACGGAGAAGCUGAGUGGAACUGGGUUGAAUCUGCUGAUCAACAAUGCAGGAAUUUCCAAGUUCAGUGCCAAACUAGAAUUUGAAGCACCUGAAGACAUGGCUGAGGUCUACAAAACCAACGUGAUUGGGCCCAUGAUGAUUAGCCAGGCAUUCCUACCUUUGCUGAGGAAGGCAUCUGAGGAGAGUUCUGAGAAAGGGAUGAGCUGCAGCAAAGCCUCCAUUGUCAAUAUGUCCAGUCAUGCAGGCUCCAUCACAGAUGUUUACUUGUGGGAGUUAGCACAGGUUGCUUCUUACCGUUGCAGCAAGACCAGGCCCAGGAAUCACAAAGGCACAACAAAGAACCAAGGCUCACCAAAAUCAAAUGUAGCUGCUCUGAAUAUGCUGACACGGUGCCAGUCGCUGGCAUUUAGCGAAGUUGAGAUUCUGUGUGUCGCAGUGCAUCCUGGAUGGGUGCAGACAACGAUGGGAGGGAGCAUGGCUGAAAUUACAGUAGAUUCAAGCGUGCAAGCAAUCCUAAACCUUCUGGCUCAUCUUUCUGAGAAAGACUCUGGCGCUUUUCUGAAUUGGGAGGGGAAAAUCCUUCCCUGGUGAAAACUUAACAGUCCUGGAGAAACCUCUUACUUGGGGCAAUGUAAAUAUUUGUCUUGUGUUAUUUGUUAAUUGCACUGACCUUUGUGCCCAAAUUGUCCUGGCUAGUUCCUUUUCUUUCUAGAUGCUCUGGUUCACCAGACCCGAAUCACCUCAUUUGUUUGAUAUUUUCAACUGGAAUGGUGGAAGGCUUUGUGGCACUCACCAACUGAGUUUUCAUGAAUCAAUCCAGAUUGCAGAAAGGCACAAACCACAUCUGUGAAAUAAUCCAGGAUACUGAGAGGGGGAGAGUGUCUGAAGCCUGCAGAUGAAAUUGUUAACAACUAAUAAAAGUAGGAAUGUAGCUAU
This is a messenger RNA of Python bivittatus (Burmese python), 1680 nucleotides long. RefSeq lists its product as uncharacterized. Gene Ontology annotation, molecular function: oxidoreductase activity. NCBI's taxonomy places the organism in Eukaryota, Metazoa, Chordata, Lepidosauria, Squamata, Pythonidae. Gene Ontology annotation, cellular component: cytoplasm. The record is from RefSeq and is a predicted model, not a curated record.